Candidozyma haemuli is the source of this 1110-nucleotide messenger RNA. RefSeq names its product nicotinamide-nucleotide adenylyltransferase. Gene Ontology annotation, biological process: NAD+ biosynthetic process. The transcript has a single exon. The record is from RefSeq and is a predicted model, not a curated record. The coding region runs from base 1 to 1110 and encodes 369 amino acids. NCBI's taxonomy places the organism in Eukaryota, Fungi, Ascomycota, Pichiomycetes, Serinales, Metschnikowiaceae. Gene Ontology annotation, molecular function: nicotinamide-nucleotide adenylyltransferase activity; nicotinate-nucleotide adenylyltransferase activity.
AUGCCCAUCCAGCCGCUUGUUUUGGCUGAUUUGGGCGGCGACGUCGAUGCUCCAACGCCCCAUCCGUCCGUGGCGGCCAGCGGGAAGCCUGAAAAGGAGCCCACGCUGCAAUUCCACCUGAAAAUCCCCAGAAAACAUACGGAUUUGAUGAACUCGCUGAGUGACGAGGAGCUCCAGGAACAGCUCCAGCAACCUCCAAAAGCUGUACAGAAACAGAGCGUGGACGAUGAAGAAUUGCCCAGGAUUCUUCCUCCUACGAUCAAGGUGAAGCUGCUGCAGAUUGCUGAUCUUGAGGAGGUGCCUCAUGGCGUGCAAAGACAGGCGAAGACGCUUGACGAGUAUGAGUUUCCGUCUCACCGGUUGGCGACGACGCUUCUGGACGAUUCCAAGUAUCCUUUGGUGAUUGUGGCGUGUGGGUCAUUUUCGCCAAUCACGUAUUUGCACUUGAGAAUGUUUGAAAUGGCGCUUGACGCUAUCACUGAACAGACACGGUUUGAAGUGGUGGGUGGAUACUAUUCGCCAGUUUCUGAUAAUUAUAAGAAACAAGGGUUGGCGCCAGCGCAUCACCGCGUGAGAAUGUGUGAGUUGGCAUGCGAAAGAACGUCGCUGUGGCUUAUGGUGGACGCCUGGGAGUCGUUGCAGUUGAAAUAUACGCGUACAGCGUUGGUUUUGGACCAUUUCAACGAGGAAAUCAAUGUCAAGCGAGGCGGUAUCCGUACGCAGCUGGGCGAGAGACGAGGCGUGAAAAUCAUGCUUUUGGCCGGCGGCGACUUGAUAGAAUCCAUGGGUGAGCCAGAUGUAUGGGCCGACCAGGACUUGCACCAUAUUUUGGGCAAGUACGGGUGUCUUAUCGUGGAACGGACCGGUUCCGACGUUAGAAGCUUCUUGUUGAGUCACGAUAUCAUGUACGAGCACCGGCGCAACGUGCUAGUGAUCAAACAGCUCAUUUACAAUGACAUUUCGUCAACCAAGAUCCGCUUGUUCGUGCGCCGUGGCAUGUCUGUACAAUAUCUCUUGCCCAACUCCGUCAUCAGGUAUAUUCAGGAGCACAAGCUAUAUAUCAACGACACCGAGCCUGUGAAACAGGUGAUGAGCGAUAAGGCUGAUUAG